This is a messenger RNA of Schizophyllum commune H4-8, 1593 nucleotides long. RefSeq names its product NAD(P)-binding protein. The record is from RefSeq and is a predicted model, not a curated record. The transcript is spliced from 10 exons. NCBI's taxonomy places the organism in Eukaryota, Fungi, Basidiomycota, Agaricomycetes, Agaricales, Schizophyllaceae. Gene Ontology annotation, molecular function: oxidoreductase activity, acting on the CH-OH group of donors, NAD or NADP as acceptor. The coding region runs from base 393 to 1454 and encodes 353 amino acids.
CGCGUGUAGUGUUACCAUGCGUACGAUAGUAGCGUUGGCAUCGCUGACGCUCGUUCAAGGUUUGAUUUCGAUUGUUCUUCAUCUUGGUGCAUACUCAAGCGCUCUCAUGCUCUCAAAUGCCAUUGACCGCCAGCUAGGACUCCAUGUCAUAGCCCUGGGGUACUAGAAGCAGACGGGAGUACCCGCUUCGACGUCAACAUAACCAAGAAGUUGUCUUUGGCCAGUCCAGAUCGACCAUCGCCGGUGCCCGACCACCGUGCUGACAAUGGAAUCAGCGUCAAGACAGACACUCGAUUUGCAAUCAUUAUCCCGUGACCGUGGCGACAUCUUAUCGGUUCGUGGGAGCUCAUCGCGGCCGCCAAAGUACCUGUUUCUGACCACCGUCAUCUCGAAUGCCUGCCAUAUCCGCAACCUCUUCCUCUGCGCCGCCUAAGGUCCUCGUCACUGGCGCGAAUGGCUUCGUCGCUAUGUGGACCGUGCGCACGCUGCUUGAGCGCGGGUACUCUGUCAGAGCGACGGUCCGCUCGGCGCAGAAGGGUAAACACCUGGAGAAAUACUUCGAAAAGUACGGGGACAAGUUCGGGUUGGCAAUCGUGGCCGAUAUCACGCAGGAGACCGCAUUCGAUGAAGCGGUCGUUGGUGUGGACGCCAUCUUUCACAUGGCCUCGCCCGUGAUUUUCGGUGUUGUGGAUCCGCAAGACCUCAUCCGGCCUGCUCUGCAAGGCACUCUUGGAGUCCUCAACAGCGCUUUGAAGUACGGAAAAUCCAUCAAGCGCAUCGUCAUCACCAGCUCCGUCGCGGCCAUCGUCGAAGAGCGCGACGCGCCUGCAGUCUUCGACGAAUCGCACUGGAAUGAGCAGGCGCCGCGCGAGGUGGAGGAGAAAGGGAUCGCGGCAAAUCCUACGUCGAAGUACCGCGCGUCGAAGGUCCUUGCUGAGCGUGCGGCCUGGGACUUCGUCAAAGAGCACGCGAAGGAGAUCAGCUGGGAUCUUGCGGUUAUUAACCCACCGUUGAUCUUUGGCCCCGCCAUCCACGAGGUCAGCAAGCCGGAAGAGCUGAACUGGUCCGCGCUCGAGUGGUACAAGACGGUCGCCAGCCUGGACAUGGGCAGCAAGCCGAAGGAGGUCAUCCUCUCCCGUCGCGCAUGCUGGGUCGACGUCCGCGACGUUGCCGAGGGGCAUGUGCGUGCGCUCGAGACGGAGGCGGCUGGUGGCAAGCGAUUCAUCAUCAGCGCCGGCUCGCUUUGCGUGCAGGAAUUCAUCAACGUAGCGAACGCGUUAAACAAGACUGGGAGAAAGCUGCCGGUCGGAUAUCCCGAUCUUCCAACCGAAGACCCGCCAUUCCUUCUGUACGAUGCUUCGCGUUCGAAGGACAUACUGGGUAUGACAUACCUAGCAAUGGAGGAGACGACGCGAGACACGCUUGCGGAUUACGAUGCGCGCGGAUGGGCUUGAGCAGUGGUCGGAUUCGGGGACCAUGUCAGGGCGCAGUACAUGCUCACUCCAUUGUUAUGUAGACCAUAGAGAACAACUCUCAAUAGACGAUCACAGUAUCGUAUGCAGAACCUGGAAACAAGAUGGUACCGUUCGACCA